AUGUAUAUUUAUUCUGCAGCAGUUCCUCGCUGGCUUCAAUUUCUCCUCACCGAUAAAUUCUACAACGCUUGCUUAAUUCAUCCCGAAACCAAAAAAAAUGAAAAGAACGUAUAUUGUUUGGAUUGUUGCAUCAGUCUUUGCCCUCACUGUGUUUCUCCUCACUCCUCUCACAGACUCUUGCAGAUCCGAAGAUAUGUGUAUCAUGAUGUUAUCAGAAUGGAUGAUGCUGCAAAACUAAUCGAUUGUUCUUACAUUCAAUCCUACAAAACAAACAGUGCUAAAGUGGUCUUUUUGAAUCAAAGACUACAAACCAAGAAGUGCUCCUCCGGCAAUGUGUGCAGCACCUGUGACAGAAGUCUGCAAGAACUAUACAAUUACUGUUCUCUCUCUUGCAAGGUGAAUCACCUUGUGAAAACACUGGGCACUUUAUCUGGCCACCUUUUCGAGUGCAACUACAUGCCAUUAUCUGAUUCUGGACUCGACGAUGGUUUAAUGACUCCUGACUCGGUUCUUGACCCGGUCGGUUCGAACCGGACUUCAUCUGGUUCGGGUGGUUCAGGUGGAUAUGGUGGAGUGGAUUGUAGAACCACUCUUGCUUGCACUGCAACUACUGAGGUAGUGAGAAAGAAGAGAAGUGGUUGUUCAACUUUCCGGUCACCGUGUCGGCCUGCUUGCUCGCCGGUAACUGAAAUCACGGUGAAUAGUAUGAACAGAAGGAAAGGAAAUCCGCGGAGGGCCCCACUUUAUUGA
Messenger RNA from Vicia faba (fava bean), 750 nucleotides. NCBI's taxonomy places the organism in Eukaryota, Viridiplantae, Streptophyta, Magnoliopsida, Fabales, Fabaceae. The record is from the annotation of a GenBank genome assembly.